This is a messenger RNA of Paramecium sonneborni, 715 nucleotides long. The record is from the annotation of a GenBank genome assembly. Lineage: Eukaryota; Ciliophora; Oligohymenophorea; Peniculida; Parameciidae.
AUGAAUUAGAGAUUAAUUGUCAGAAGAAAUCCACGUAGAGUAAUAAGACAUCUAAGAUAUUGUCCUAAAAUGACAGUUGCAUCUAUAAUGACAAUUUAAAAUCUUUAGGGAUAUCCUUCUUCUACUAAAUUAGCUUUAAGUAAAAACGAGCUUUAUUAAUCUUUUACAAUUUAAUAAACUCCAUAAUCCUAAAUGAAAAGAUGUAAAACAAAACAUAAUUGAAUUAGAUUUGUCAUUAGAUGUUUAAAGAUCAACAUCACCUUAAACAAUAAUAAAAUCUUCAUCUCCAACAGUGAGAAAGUUUAGUUAUCUAUCUUUUUAAAAAUCGACAAUAGGAUAAGAAAGUCCUGUUAAAUAAUAAGAGAGUAUUUAUCAAAUUGAAUAUGCUGAUGAUACAGUUUAUUAUGGAUAAAUAAAUAUUACAAAAAAACAUGGAAUGGGUGCAUUAUAUGAUAAGAAUAAAAAUCUAAUCUAUUUGGGAUAAUGGAAUGAUGAUAAAUAUCAUGGUUUUGGGGUUUUAGUUUAAAAAAAUUGUACUUACAAGGGUGAAUUUAUAAAUGGUGUUCUGGAUGGAUAAGCAAUAGAGGAAGGAAAUGAAAGAAAGUUUUAUGGAUAUUAUAAAAAGGGAUUGAAAAAUGGACCUGGAACAUUAUAUUAGCAAUCAAAAAUAACAAAUGGAAUUUGGAAAAAUGAUAUUUUAGAACAAGAAUGUUGA